CCCACACACUCCACACAAUGCUUUGUUGUUGGUGAUCAGUACAUCUCAAGAUGAAGAAAAGCUGCUUUCUUGCUCUCUUCCUCCUGCUCACCUUUGCCUCCCAGGGCACAUGGUGUGCUGCCGAGAGAAGCCGCGGGAUGAAUGCAGCUCAUCUGAGGCCACAUCUCCAGGUGAAAGAGCAGCACGUCACCGAAGGCAAGAAGACCAUGAUUCAGGUCCCAAGGAAGCUUGGCCGAGCAGAUGACCACACACACCAUGAGGCGAAGGUUCCCAAGAGAAUGGCCAUAGCUCACAAAGGUGGCAGCACGGGUGGCGCCGCCGCCGGCGGCGGCGGAGUGGCUGAGACGCGGCCGCACAACGGGAAGAACAGCGCGGCGACGGUGCCGGCGCCGGCGAAGGCGUCCGUCCUGGCACUGGCUUUCACCUGUGCCGCUGUUCUCUCAGCUUUCAGCUUCUGAAGCUAUACUCUCUGUGUGUGUGUGUGUGUGGGGGGGGGGGGGGGGGGGGGGGGGUUCUUUUAGCAGUAUUUGUGUUUAGUGGUGUGGUAAUAACCUCUGAAUUUGUGUAUCCAGUUUGUCAGAAGUACACUGAAAUUGUUUCAUGGCUAAUGAUCAGCCUGUAUCUUGUUCUUGAUUUUA
Molecule: messenger RNA, 638 nt
Organism: Oryza brachyantha (malo sina)
Lineage: Eukaryota; Viridiplantae; Streptophyta; Magnoliopsida; Poales; Poaceae
Exons: 2
Coding region: 51-458 (135 amino acids)
Source: RefSeq, a predicted model, not a curated record